This is a messenger RNA of Paramecium primaurelia, 1955 nucleotides long. The record is from the annotation of a GenBank genome assembly. Lineage: Eukaryota; Ciliophora; Oligohymenophorea; Peniculida; Parameciidae.
AUGCAAUAUCACUAAUUAGUCAAUACACUUUUGGAUGCUUAGACAGAGGAAUAUCCAAAAAGGAGAUUUCAUUUAACUAAACUUCUUGGUUCUGGCUCGAAAGGAGGAGCCUUUCUUGCUUCCUCUUCCGAUUGGGGCAAUAAUCCUAAAUAAGUAGUAAUUAAAAUACAAAAAAACAUGAAACCUAAUGAAAAAUAAUUUCUUAGUUGUUUAUUAGAGUACCAAAAUUUAUAUGAAAAUGGAAAUAAUUAAUAAUAUCUUCCUACUUAUUUAAUCAGAAUAUAUGAAAAUUUUUAAUGGUAAUAGAAUCAUUGCAUUGUUAUGGAAGUUGGACAAGAAGAUUUAUAUCGUUUCAUAAAUAACAGUAGGAAUGUAUCAAUAUAAGAAAAGGAAAAAAUUUGUUUUUAGGUAAAUAUUUUAAUAAAUAUAAUUAUAGAUUAUUUACCCAAUUCUAUUUCUACAUAAAUAGUAGUUAAUCCAUCGAGAUAUUAAACCAGAAAAUUAUAUUAAAGUAGGAAAUGUUUUCAAACUUAUUGACUUUGGUUUAAUUAGGAGUUCUAUAUCUGAAAAUAAAACUUAAUAAGUUGGUAGUACAAUAUUUCAAGCACCAGAAAUUAUAGAAAAUAGCAGCUCAUAUACAGAUAAAGUUGAUAUCUGGUCAUUAGGAUGUGUUUUUUAUGAAAUAUUAGCAACUUAACCUUUGUUUGAUGGUAUAAAUAAAUUUAUAAUCUUAGGAUAAACUCAUUAAGAAGUAACUAAAAAUAUUAAAAAUCAUAAAAAUUACCCAGUUCCUGUUAAUUAGAAAAUCAAUUAAUUAUAAAUUUCAUAAUAAUUAAAAACCAUUUUAAUUUCAAUGCUAAUUUAUGAUGAAAAGAAAAGGCCAUCAAUAUAAUAAGUUUAUGAUUAAUUCAAUAGUUACUUAAAUCCAUAACCUAUAGUAAUUCCAUAAAUUCCACUUCAUUUAGAUUAAUAUAUUACUUAAUGCAAUGAUGUAAUUGAGAAGUUAAUUAAGGAUGGAUAGUAAUAGAUUAAAGAUACCCUAACAAAUUAAAAGAGUUUUUAUGAAGGUAAAAUAAAUGAAUUAAAAAAUGAGUUUCAAACUUAAAAUAAAAUUAAUUAAAAUAAAAUAGAUUAAUAGAGUGGUGAAAUAAAUGAAUUGAUAAAAUAAGUAGAAAAUUUAAAGUAAACUUUAUUUUAUGAAAAAUAGUCAACAAAAGAAACAACUUGAAUACGAUUAAUAAAAUUUUAAAUUAGAGAUAGAACGAUUCAAAUAGAAAAUCAAAGAUGAAGAAGUAAAAUUCAAUACAGAAAAAAAUUAACUAAAUAAAGAAAUAAAAGAAUUUGAGGAAAAAAUAAAUAAAAUGAAUUAAUUUUCUGAAAAUUUAAAAAAGGAGAAUGAAAAUAAAAAUUAGGAAUUAUAAAAGUUGUUUAUUAAAAACUAAAAUAAUGAAACACUAAUUUAAGAAAUCUAAGAUAAAUUAAAAGAAUCAAGUACUUCUCUAAAUAAAGCUAAAAGUUUAGUAGACAUCUUUUAAAAUUAAGAAAAAGUUUAAAAAAGUUAAAUAUAAACUUAAGAUUAAUAAUCAAUCAUUUAAGAAAUAACAUAUACUUAAGAAUAAAAAAGUGAGAAUCCUUAUUUAAAUAUAUCAUCAUCAUAGGAAUACAAUAAUCUUAUUGAAAAUUUAAGAUUGGAAUUUUAGAAAUAAGGUAAGUAGUAUUUGGAUUAAAUUACAAAUUUAAAAAAAGAAUUAAAAGUAUUAGAAGAGUAAUAGAAAAAUAAUAAAAAAAGUAGGAUCCAAUUUAAAUAGUAAAUUGAGCAAUUGAAAACCCCCGAAAAACAAGUUGAGUCCUUAAUAGAACGCUUCAAGAAUAAGUAGAAUCUAUAAGAAUUUAUGAAAAAAAAUAAUAAACAAUAUUUAGAAUUGGUCUAGCUUUUAAACGAAAAUUUUUGUUGA